Messenger RNA from Bombus pascuorum, 368 nucleotides. RefSeq lists its product as uncharacterized. The record is from RefSeq and is a predicted model, not a curated record. The coding region runs from base 11 to 274 and encodes 87 amino acids. NCBI's taxonomy places the organism in Eukaryota, Metazoa, Arthropoda, Insecta, Hymenoptera, Apidae. The transcript is spliced from 2 exons.
UAUUUAGGACAUGGCCCAAGGAAAAUUAAAAGUGAAAGCUAAAUUGCCAUCGACAGUAAAAGAAAAAGAUAAGAAGAAAAAGAGUCUUGGUAUUCAAAGACGAAAUAACGCACCUAUCCAACCUAAAAAGAAGAAAUUUGAAGAAAUACAUAAGUUAAAACAAAUGAUUACAAAAUCAGUUAACAAAGCAAUGGAAAAUGAAUUGAGAGAAAAAGCUUUGGAAGGAAAAAGAUCACUUACUAAGAAGGAAACAGUUGCUUUGAAAAAGAAAUAAUUUAUGGUAUUAUUUUAAGAUUGAUACUAAAAAAGACUGUUCUUUAUUUUACUGAAGUAAUAAAUGUAAUAUAAAUAAAGAUUUGUAUUAUAAA